AUGGCUGCUGCAAGUCCUCAGCCUGAUGGUCCCAAGCCCAAGGGACCUCCUGACUUUUCAAAUGCCACGCCCAAAAUGACACCAUCUACCCUUGAGGGCGAAUCCGAGGAAGCUCGUCUGGAACGCCUUGGUAGACAACGGCCGGACAAGCUCCCUUCGAUCUGGUCGGAGAUCGGAUUCGUCUACUCGGUGACCAUGUCCCAAGGGCUUACGGAAUACUUCGUGUCUGGCUUCGAUGUGAUUCUGCCCACCGUGGUAAAGGAACUCAACAUCCCUUCGACCUCCAAAACCUGGCCUGCAAACGCUUUCUCGCUUGUUAUUGCUUGUUUCCUGCUUACAUUCGGGCGCUUGGGUAACAAGGACAUGCAUGGUGGCUAUCCGGUCUAUGUCGGUGGUAUCGCCUGGUUCACCAUCUGGUCAUUCAUUGCCGGCUGGUCCCAGAACGAGCUCAUGAUGGAUAUCUGCCGUGCACUGGGCGGCCUGGGCCCCGCUGCCUAUCUCCCCACUGGCCUCAUGCUGCUCGGAAGCUACUAUCGCCCUGGACCACGGAAAAACAUGGUAUUUGCCAUCUACGGCGCAAUGGCCCCUCUAGGAUUCUACUGUGGCAUUUUCUUCGCUGGCAUCGCCGCUCAGUUUACAACAUGGCGAUGGUAUUUCUUCAUCGGAACUAUCCUCUCCCUCAGCACCGCCGUUGUCGCUUACUUCGCCAUCCCGUCCGACAGAGAGGAUCGUAAGGGCAUGGGUAUAAAAAUGGAUUGGUGGGGCGCCAUAUUGAUAUCGGUCGGCCUCGUCCUUGUCGUAUACGCCAUCACCGACAGCUCCAACGCUCCACAUGGCUGGGCCACCCCCUACAUUUACGUUCUCCUCAUCGUCGGCGUGCUGCUCUUGGCGGCGGCCGUCUACGUUGAGGGUUGGGUUGCAGAGCAGCCGCUCCUUCCAUUCGACAUCUUCGAUGUCAAGUACAUGAAGCCGCUCUGCGCCGCAUUGCUCUUCUCGUACGGAAGCCUGGGGGUUUUUCUGCUUUACACGACGUUCUACAUGACUAACAUCAUGGGAGGCGAGCCACUCCAGCUCGUAGCAUGGUUCACACCCAUGGCUCUCGGGGGGUGCAUCAUCUCGACUGUUGGCGGACUGGUCCUCCACCGCAUUCCUGGCACUGGCAUCAUCAUCUUAGCGGGCCUCGCGUGGAUCAUUGCCCCUCUGCUCUUCGCAAUCGCACCGCACGGCGCCAACUACUGGGCCUACACUUUCCCCAGCAUGAUUUGCGCCACCAUCGCAAUUGAUCUCACCUUCACCGUGACGAACGUCUUCUUCACGACCAGCCUGCCGUUGAAGCGGCAAGGACUCGCGGGCGCGCUCAUCAACACACUCGUGCAGCUCAGUAUCGCCAUCUUCCUCGGGUUCGCAGAUGUGACUGCAUCGAACACGGCCGACCUAGGCCUGAUGAAGAGCUACAAGGCGGUCUUCUGGCUGGAGGUGGCCAUGGCCGGCCUCGCGCAGGUGCUGAUGGUCGGCUUCGUCAAACUAAAGCCGGCGACGAGCGACCUGACGGCUGAUGAGAAGGCGGCACUCGAGAUGGCGGAAGCGGAGGCGCGAGGAAACGCGCAAGAUGCAGCGGCAAGAGAGGGCGGUGGGGAAAAGAUGCAAGAGCACGCGUGA
Lasiodiplodia theobromae is the source of this 1659-nucleotide messenger RNA. RefSeq names its product MFS transporter. The record is from RefSeq and is a predicted model, not a curated record. Gene Ontology annotation, biological process: transmembrane transport. Lineage: Eukaryota; Fungi; Ascomycota; Dothideomycetes; Botryosphaeriales; Botryosphaeriaceae. Gene Ontology annotation, cellular component: membrane. The transcript has 5 exons. Gene Ontology annotation, molecular function: transmembrane transporter activity. The coding region runs from base 1 to 1659 and encodes 552 amino acids.